Messenger RNA from Spodoptera litura, 1043 nucleotides. RefSeq lists its product as uncharacterized. Lineage: Eukaryota; Metazoa; Arthropoda; Insecta; Lepidoptera; Noctuidae. The record is from RefSeq and is a predicted model, not a curated record.
GAGACACCGGGUGGAACUGCGCAACCCGUUGUACGACAGCUACGCCAUGUAGCUGCAACCUUGGAGCUUUACACAAUUUUUCUACAAUACCAACUAAACGGGCUACCAGUAUAAAACUAAGCAGUCGCGAACACAGGUAUCAGUCAACUGCUUAGAUCAGAUCAGUGCACUGGAAAUAUGAGAGCUUCAUUGGUCUGCUGCGUAGCCCUAGCGGCGUUAGCAUACGUAAGCUGUAGAACUACUCGGGAGAAACGUAAUGCAGAUUUGGAAGUAGCAGCCAGCCAUCAUGGUGGCAAGUGGGAUAAGGGUGGCGGCCAUGAACACCAUGCUCAUCAUCACCACGACCACGGAGAAAAGGGACACAAAGGAUACAAAGGACAUCAUCACCACGAGCAUGGCAAGAAGGGUCACCACCACCAUGAAGGACAUAAAGGUCACCACGACGAACACGGUGGACACAAAAAGCAUCAUCAUCAUGACGAUGGACAUCACCAUGAACACCAUCAUGGCGAGAAGGGCCAUAAGGGCCAUGGUCAUCAUGAAGAGGGUCACUACCAUAAAGGACACUCCACCAAGGGUCAUCACGGCGUACACAAGCACGACGAGUUUAAGAAAGAAAAGCACUUCCAUGAUCAUCAUCAUGACGGCGGUCACCAUGAGCACCACGGUGGGCAUCACGAGGAGCAUGGACACAAAAAAGGAGGAGAGUUCCACAAGGGACACAAGUACCAUGGCCACCAUGAGCAUGAGCAUGGUAAGAAGGGUCACCACGAAGAAGGAGGACAUCACCACGACCAUAAGGGACAUCAUGAGGAAGAUGGUCACCACCACCAUCAUCACCAUCAUCAUGACCAUGGAAAGAAGGGUGGCCAUGAGCACCACAAGCACUGGGGCCACAAGAAGGGACACAAGUAAAUGUUUCUCUGAGACUGAAAUCUGUCGAUUCGAGUUAAUGAAGUCUUUAUUUAGUUGUAUCUAAUUAAGCUUUCAUACUGUGUUAAGGUUUGUUGACUGUGAUGUUUUGUUAUAAAUAAAAAUAAAUG